Aedes albopictus (Asian tiger mosquito) is the source of this 662-nucleotide messenger RNA. Its product is annotated as globin-like. The record is from RefSeq and is a predicted model, not a curated record. The transcript has 2 exons. Gene Ontology annotation, molecular function: heme binding; oxygen binding. Lineage: Eukaryota; Metazoa; Arthropoda; Insecta; Diptera; Culicidae. Bases 56 to 514 code for a protein of 152 amino acids.
UGGCAAUCAACGUGGCCAUGACCAAAAUUAUACACUUGUAAUAAAGCAACACAAAAUGGACGAGAGUGGCUUAACGGGGAAGCAAAAAAUCACGCUCCUAUCUGCUUGGGGCCUGCUAAAGCAGGAAAGCCUUCUUCACGGUCGAAAUAUGAUGUUCCUACUGUUCCGCGAGCACCCGCACUUCCUGCCCUACUUCGACUUCAGCGCCGAUCCCGCCGGAUCCAACCUGGCCGAUAACAAAGGCUUCCACCUGCAUGCGCUGAACGUGAUGAACAUGGUAGGUACCCUGGUGGAAUGCGUCAUCAACGAUCCGGAAAUGUUUAGGAAGAAGAUUUUCCACCUAGUCGAAAUCCAUACGGCGCGGGGCGUGACGGCCCUGGACGUUCAGCUGUUCAGCGAGAUAGUAGUCGAUUAUCUGGUGGAAGCGCUGGGUAGGCAGGCGGCCAACUCUCUCGCGGAGGCGUUCGGCAAACUGUUCGAUCAAUUUGCAGAAGCUUUUGCGUAUCAGGACUGAUGGGAUUUAUGGCGGGUAUACAACAAUAAACCGCAUCUCGCCCAGAUGACAACCAUAUUGUGGUGAUUGAUUGUGUGGUAUCAAGUUUCUCGUUGGCGGGGGUCUAACCGCUUGAGCUGCGUUCGGGGUGGGGUAAUGACGUAUUUUG